AUGACGAACGGCACAAGCUCAAAUGCGACAAUGACAUCUCCAACGCCCUCUGGCUGCACGAGAUUAUUCACUCCUACCGAAGAAUGGCUCCAAGUGUCUUCAUUUCUGAUCAUUAUCUUCCUCUCCAUUAUUGGAAAUGCUGUCGUUAUCAUCAUUAUUAAGAAAAAAAGGCACAUGCACACUCCAACAAACUACUUUAUCGUGAAUUUGUGCACUGUGAAUCUGUUGAUCUUGUUGCUCAAUGCAGUUCCAGACAUCCAGGGAAGAAUUGCACCACACCUAGGAUUUGUGGUUUCUGGUUGGCCCGGAAAGAUUCUUUGCAAGCUGCAAGCGUUUCUUACAUCUUGUACAAUAAAUUCCGCCAUCUUGACGCUCGCAAUGAUUGCUGCUGAUCGAUUUAUUGCCAUAUUUUUUCCCCUGAAAAGACUAAUUCAUUCCCGAAGAGCGAUCCAGCUGAUCUCUGUGACAUGGCUUAUUCCGGCUUUACCAGGGUGCAUCUUUCUUUACGUCAAUGACCUCGUUGAUUCCGAUGGAACUGUGUACUGUAUGGAAAUAUGGGAACCGGCCAUCCCAAUGUACUAUAACACAAUUUAUACAACAGCCGAUUUCAUCAUGUUUUAUGCCUUACCUUUGUUGGAAAUCAUCAUUCUUUACAUCGCCAUCAUCUACAGGAUAUGGAUGCGAAGGAUUCCAGGGCACGUGACUACAGCCAAUCAACAAGUCGAACUCAAAGCCAAAAAGAAUGUACUUAAGAUGCUCAUCGUAGCCGUUCUUACGUUCGCAUUAUUCUGGCUUCCUGUAAAAAUAAAUGUCAUGAUUGGGCUUUACAGCCAUGCUCCCUGUCUGUUAACUCCUAUUCGUCGAUUCCUGGCACUCUUUUUGGCCUGUGGUAACUGUGUAAUAAAUCCAAUUAUCUACAUUGUAUUUAGCCAGGACUUUAGAAACGGUUUCAAGGCUCUCUGCCACUGCCUACCCUGCUUUUCCGCUGAUGUUCCUCGUGUGCACAGCCAAUCCAGAAAUGUGAGCGAGAUAAGCUUCUCUGUAAAAUGCAAUGGUCACAGCGGUCUUAGCCUAACGAAAUUUCAGAAGAUUGACGACUAGAAGAACUUCUUCUUGCAGCUACAGAAAAGCUAUCAACGAAUGAAUUACACGCUCUCUGUAUUUUGGAUUGGUAUUCAAAAAUAUAAAAACAAUCUGGAAAGCGUAAUAGUGCGAAAGAAUUUUAGUUCCUACAACGAACAUGACUGCAUGCAUGGAAAUUCACAAGCAGCUCUGAUCUCACACGUAAUAAGUAUUAUUGCUCAAGUAAGAGAUGACAAUAUUUAAAAUUUGGUUUACGCACGAUGUCUUUCCUCUUCCAGGACUGUCGUGGCAUUUGAAAAAUAGAUUAACCCUUUAACUCCCAAAAGUGAUUUACAUGGAACUUCUCCCUAUAAUGUUCAUACAUUAUCCUGCAAAAGGGUAUCGAGAAAACUCUAAUUUAUCAGGUAAAAGUUAUUAUCUUGAUCUAACCCUUAAAUCUCAUAACAGAUUUACAAGGAAAUGUAUAGCAACUGGAGGGGAAAAUGUCUUGGGAGCUAAAGGGUAAAGGUGGUGAACUUAGCCUUUUUCCUGGUGGUCCGAAAAGUUUUUUCUUUCUUGACCAUUUUCAAUAGAGCUGCCAGAAAUUAGAUCUCACA
Messenger RNA from Pocillopora verrucosa, 1679 nucleotides. The record is from RefSeq and is a predicted model, not a curated record. Lineage: Eukaryota; Metazoa; Cnidaria; Anthozoa; Scleractinia; Pocilloporidae.